This is a messenger RNA of Biomphalaria glabrata, 3904 nucleotides long. RefSeq names its product GH3 domain-containing protein-like. Gene Ontology annotation, molecular function: acid-amino acid ligase activity. Gene Ontology annotation, cellular component: cytoplasm. Lineage: Eukaryota; Metazoa; Mollusca; Gastropoda; Planorbidae. The record is from RefSeq and is a predicted model, not a curated record. The transcript is spliced from 10 exons. Bases 144 to 2000 code for a protein of 618 amino acids.
UGUAACAUUGUCAACAUACCUUAAUCUUCAAUGUAGAUCUCUAGAUUUCUGUGAUUUGUAACUGAGCAUGUAAACUCGAUCUAGAUCUACAUCUAGAUCUAUAGAAAUACCAACCACACGAGGUUUAAUUUAUUAAAACAGAAAUGGGUUUCUGGAAAAAAGCUGUAUCAGGUGUUUCUGCUGCUAGCAUUUGUGGAAUGGGCUACAUAGCUUAUGAUGUCAAAAGACAUAAGGUUUAUUCUGAUCAGACAUUUGCUGAAGCUGCUAAACAUUAUUUCACUGUUCGCAGUUUGUAUGUGAUGGGCAAAAUAAUGGCACGUAAACUAGAAGCAGCAACGAAAGACAUCAAAACAGCACAGAAAGAGUUUUUAAUGCAACAGCUAAAAGAAAACAAGGACACACAGUUUUUUAAAGAUAUGCAGCUCAACCAAGUACAAUCAAUAGAGGAUUUCCGUCAACUGUUUCCUCUGACUGACUACACCUAUUAUUCUCGUUACAUCAGUCGAAUGAUGAGUGGGGAAAAAAAUGUUCUCUCUUCCCAGCCACCAAUCAUUUUUGCAGUAACAUCAGGAACAUCUGGCGACAGCAAAGUGAUACCCAUGUUGAUGAAACAAACCAAGCUGUUCUUUCUAGAGGGUAUAUCAGUUUUGUUCAAGUACAUGGUUGAUACUUACCCUCAAACCAAACUGUUGAGUAAAGACUUGAAACUUUUUUUUUCACCAAACUGGAGAUACACUGUGGAUGAAGUUCCUGUCGGUCCCAACUCUGCAUCCCCUGACAGGUCACAUAAUCUUCUUCACAUCUACACAACGCCAAUGCCAGCAUAUGAUGUCAAGUCAGAACCUGAAGCACUUUAUCUGUAUCUCCUAUUUGCACUUCUAGACCCACAUGUAGGAAUGAUCGAAGCUAAUUUUGCUUCAAUUGUAUAUAACGCUUUCUGCACACUGGAUGCUCAACUUGUCCAGCUGGCGACGGACAUUAAACAAGGUGUAAUAAACCAUGACCUUAAGAUUGACCCAGCUGUUAGAGAGCAGCUUCAAGAUUUACUGAAGCCUAACCCUGUCAGGGCAAAGGAACUGUUAGAGGCAGCAGAGAAGGGUAAAGUUGGACUUGCCAGAAGAAUAUGGCCUGAGCUUCAAGUUGUCCUUGCUGCUGAUACCGGAACAUUUGACUUGUACGCAGAGAAGUUAAGAAAUGAAUUUUGUAAAGAUGUGCCACUGUAUUCUCCUAUAUAUGCUGCAUCUGAAGGCUUGCUUGGAAUCAAUAUUUGGCCCAAUCAGUUGCCAUCUCGUUAUCUUCUUCACCCUAGGGCACAGUUUUUUGAAUUCAUUCCUGAGGAUAUCAUGGAUGAAGAGAAUCCAGAUGCUUUUUUGAUGCAUGAGGUAAAAGAUGGCAUGACCUAUGAGUUGGUCAUCACAAACCCCAGCUGUUUGUAUCGCUACAGGUUUGGGGAUGUUGUUAAAGUGGUUGGAUUUCAUAAUCAAUGUCCAAUUAUAGAAUUCAAAUAUAGGAAAGGUCAGUUUUUAAAUAUCAGAGGAGAGAAAGUCUCUGAACAAUUGUUCUAUGAUGUGUUGAAGUCCAGUGUGUCCAAAAUGUGGUCCAACUGUACCUUAGCAGACUAUUGUUGUAUAGAAAGUGUAGUACUGGAUGGCAUAGACAUUCAUCAAGACUUCAAAAGUAAGCAGCCUUGUUAUCAUGUGUUUGUGGAGUUAGAAAAGGAAGAUGGCAGUGGAGAUCAAAUGUUAACAUCAAACUAUCAGAAUACUCUGCUUGAUGAUGCACUGAAAACACAUUCAUAUCCAUAUUGCUCAUUUCGACAAAAAGGCAGCAUUGGCCUAAUUCAAGUGCAUUUAGUUCCCAAAGGUUCCUUCCAAUCUUUACGCCUAUACAUGCUAGAAAAGCCUACAGCGACAUCCAACCAGUACAAAAUACCUAGAGUUUUACGGAAUCCAGGAGCUGUUAAAUUUAUGCUUGAUAAGGCUGUUAGCUUUAAAAAAUAAUUUUGUUGAGAUAUAUAGUGAUGUUAUAACAUAAAAUAAACUGAAAGACUUGGUUUUCAGACCUUAGAUAUUAUGUCCCAUGUAAGAUGGGAAAAUUUAAUAAGCUGUCUUCCCAUUGUGUGAGACUGGAAUUUGUGACUCGAAAGUUUAAUAGACAUGAAUAUGAUGCACACCUUCAACAGUAAUAGGUGCUUCAAUAGUAUACAAUCAAAUACAUAGGUGAUGCACAUGUAAAAAUAACUGAAUAUUCAAUUUGGAAAUGUGUACAUACUUGAUACAAACCAACAUGUUCCACAUGCUAUUUUCCCUGUUUACAUUCCCAGAAUUUCUUGAAAUUUUGACUUGAUAAUCAAAAUUUGUGUGUGUCUUUAAUAAGAUGAACUUUCUAAAACAUUCAAGAACCUGAGGGUGUUAGUCAUAAGCCAAUCAGAAUUUGGCAAAGCUGGAAAUUAUAUUUGUACUUUUUAGUUAGAAGUUGAACUUUAUGACCUUUCAUAAUAAAUGUUAAAAAAAUGUAAGCUUUUUUUUUUUCAUAACUUUUUUAAUGCAGACAUUUUUAGAGCUAAUUUUUUUAUUUUUUAACAUAAAAAUGGAUUUUUUUUUUCUGAACCUGUACUUAUUUAAUUGUUGUUGACUUGAUUAUUGUCAUUUUAGUUUAACCUUUAUAUUAAUUAUAGAAAUAGCACUCUUCAUGUACAUAAUUAUAUAUGAAAGCAUUUAAUAUAUCCUAUGGUAACCUACAACAAAUAGUAAGGAGAGGAUAAUUUGGUUUGUAUGUGUGUGCUUAAAUGUAUUAAAAGAGGUGUGGAAAAUUAAGAAUGUUUUGCUCAAAAAUUAUUUUAUGGAAAAAAAAAAAAAAAAUGAUUUCCAGGUUUUUUGUUAUUAAGGCCUCAUUCUGUUGCGAAAUGACUAUGAAUUAUCUCAUGAAGAUGAGAUCAAUGCCUGGGCAUUAACACUUCAAAGUUUUACAACACUAAAUUUGGGCAAGUUAUAUUCUAAUUUUUUUCCUUUAUUAUAAUGGAUCUCUUACUAAUAUGCUGAAUAUACAUGAAAACAACAAUAUAUAGUUUGACCAAAAGCCCUACUUCUUCAAAAGUCAAACCAUAUGUUCAAUACCAACUUUUAACCAAGUAAGGAUGACUGGCAAGGAAAAGAACCUGGUAUUAUUAUGAAAUAAGAGUGGAAUUUAGAUUAUUUUGAACUUGCAUACAACAAAUUUAAUUUAAAUUCACCUAAUUGUUGUUGUUUUUUACGCUUGUCCUUGCUGAAAAAAAAAAAUUGGUUAAUUCUAAUAAGAGUUAUGCAAUAAUUCCACAUCACAGAUGUUUAAAUCAUGAUUAACACUAAUGGCGUAUUCUGUGCGGGUAUGCCUAGGGAAUGAAAAAGUGUCUGAAUAUUCUCUGAGUCACACAAUGGCUUGUCAUUUUUUUUUUAAAUGUUAAAUUCUUUAAAAAAAAAAAUAUCUCUCUUAAAAUCAAAAGUAAAUGACAUAUACAACCUCAAAUUAAGCUCAGAUGACAAUAAUAUUGUGCAUAGUUUCUUUGAUUUCUGUCUGCAUUAUAUAUUAUUAUUGUUUAUAGUUAGUCCUAUGGUUGAUGUAAAGCAAAGAUACAUUUUUUCCAAAAAGCAACAACAUAAUUGUAAAAAACCUUACAGAAUAAAGUAUAUAAGACAAAAACCUUUCCAUUAAAAAAAUUUAUUCAACUUAAUCAUUCAAACAAUUGUCAAAUUUAACUGCCAACUUUAAAUACAGCUACCAUUAGGUAAGACUUGUCUACUAAAAAUGAUACUAGUGUUAACAUUGAAAACAAGGCCCUCUCACUGUUACAUGAUCUUGACUUUCUUGCAUAUUCUUCAAUAAAGAUCCUGACUUGAUCACCACAUAAUACUACAAAAACAAUCAC